AUGAGAAUGCAGUCCGUUUCAAAUAUCUUAAAAUCCAGCUUAAAAAAAAGUGUGCAAAUCAAUGGAAAAAAUAAAAUAAUUCAAGGAGGAAUAUGCACAAAUUUUCCAAGAUGUUUUUCAACCACAAAUAAUUUAAAAACAAAAAAAAUGAACAUGUUUACUGCAAUCAAUUCUGCUAUGCACACAGUGUUUGAAAAUGAUCCUAAAUCAAUACUAUUGGGUGAGGAUGUAGCAUUUGGUGGUGUGUUUAGAUGUUCUUUAGAUUUAAGAAACAAAUAUGGAGAUAAAAGAGUUUUUAACACACCUUUAUGUGAACAAGGUAUAAUUGGUUUUGCUAUUGGACUAGCCGAAAAUGGAUAUACAACUAUUGCUGAAAUACAAUUUGGUGAUUAUAUAUUUCCAGCUUUUGAUCAAAUAAUAAAUGAUGUAGCUAAAUAUCGCUAUAGAUCAGGUAGUAGUUUUGAUGUAGGAAAAUUAACUAUUAGAUGUACAUGGGGUGCAGUAGGUCAUGGUGGUUUAUAUCAUUCACAAAGUCCAGAAGCAUUUUUUGCUCAUGCAUCAGGUAUUAAAAUAAUUGUACCAAGUGAUGCAUAUAAAGCUAAAGGAUUACUACUAUCUGCAAUUAAAGAUCCAAACCCUUGUUUAUUUUUCGAACCCAAAAUAUUAUACAGAGCAUCUGUUAAUGAAGUGCCUAUUGAACAAUAUGAAUUAGAAAUAGGUAAAGCAGAUGUAGUAAAAGAAGGUUCUGAUUUAACUAUUGUUACAUGGGGAUCAUUAGUACAUAAAAUGAAAAAUGCAGCUGAUAUUUUAUUAAAAAAACAUAACAUAGAUUGUGAAGUUAUUGAUUUACAAACAAUUGUACCAUGGGAUAUUGAAACAGUACAAAAAUCUGUUGAGAAAACAGGAAGAUUAUUAAUUACACAUGAAGCUCAAUUAACUAAUGGGUUUGGAGCUGAAAUAGCAGCAAAAAUACAAGAAAGAUGUUUUUAUAAUUUAAAUUCGCCAAUUAAAAGAGUAUGUGGUUAUGAUACUCCAUUCCCACAUGUUUAUGAACCAUUUUAUAUUCCAGAUGAACACAAAGUUAUUUAUGAGGUAAAAAAAAUGAUGAAAGAAUAA
This is a messenger RNA of Plasmodium yoelii, 1116 nucleotides long. RefSeq lists its product as uncharacterized. The coding region runs from base 1 to 1116 and encodes 371 amino acids. Gene Ontology annotation, biological process: response to nutrient; branched-chain amino acid catabolic process. NCBI's taxonomy places the organism in Eukaryota, Apicomplexa, Aconoidasida, Haemosporida, Plasmodiidae. Gene Ontology annotation, molecular function: catalytic activity. The record is from RefSeq and is a predicted model, not a curated record. The transcript has a single exon.